UGAUACUUUUGAAGCCUGUGCUAAACAACAGUGAUUCCCAAAUCUCAAACCAAAAAACCCAAACUCACAUUCCCGGGCACCCAACUAUGCAGCAGCAACAACAGUCCCCUCCGGCGCCGGCGACUACGGAGGCGCCGCCGAAGCAAGUGGCCCUAGCAAUGGACCGCCUGAACCACGCCGGCCGUUUGAUCGCCGACAUCAGAUUAGGCGCCGACCGGAUUCUCGAAGCCAUGUUCAUGGCCGGUCAAAACCGGCAGUCAAACAAGCCCUUAAAAUUAAUCGUCCAAGAAGAGUCUUCUAUGCGCCAGUUUCUCCAGGACCUCCGUGCCGUCGGAAAGCAGCUAGAAGAUUCUGGGGUUCUGAAUGAAUCUCUUCGCUCAAGAAGCAAUUCUUGGGGUCUUCACAUGCCUUUGGUAUGCCCAGAUGGCGCUGUUGUUGCAUAUGCGUGGAAACGUCAACUUGCUGGUCAGGCUGGUGCAUCUGCUGUUGAUCGGACCAGGUUGGCAUUGAAGGCAUUUACUGAUCAGAAGAAGAGAUUCUUUCCCCAUCUUGAUGAUGAUAACGAGACCGGAUCACCAUUGAAGAAACGUUGUGAUAAGGAAACAUCAACAGGGAGCGAGGAAGAGGAGCCGAGCGAAUUAACAACAGUAUCUGAUAUUCUGUUGUCCCUGGAAAAAGAAGUCCAGGACGUCAAAACUUUUACAUACCAGCGGUUGAAAUGGUUAAAACGCGCAGCCUUGCUACCCAUGUCAUCUAGUGAGCCCUUUAUGGACCCAUCAAAAGAGCACAGCUUUCAUAACUCAAAUAAGUUAGGACACUCAACAAUGAAAGAUGAUGCCGCAGGGAAGAUUUCUGUAAUUGAGCUGUUGUUUCCUUCGAUCUUCAGAGCUGUACUGUCCUUGCAUCCAGCUGGCUCUGUGUAUCCUGAUGCUGUGGCUUUCUUUUCACCUGAUGAGGGUGGCAGCUAUCUACAUGCUAGGGGUUUUUCUGUUCAUCAUGUAUUCAGACACAUAACGGAACAUGCUGCUCUAGCACUGCAGUACUUUACCGGCAUCAAAGCUGAAACAGCAUUACAUUCCCUGUUGCUAUGGAUAUGCAGCUAUCGAACUCUAUUCACCAAAGUCUGCAGUAAAUGUCGGCGCCUGCUGUCAAUGGACAAACAAUCUGCUCUGAUGCUACCUCCUGUUCAACGCCCUUAUCGGGACUUUCCUGUUAGAAAGUUUACAUCAAGCGAACAAAGCUCAGCCACUAAUCACUACCAGAUAAUUGACAGCAUUGAGGCUUAUCAUAUCGGCUGCUUUCCAGAGGAAAUAUAGCUGCCAUAAUCGUUGUAGAGACAAAUGUGCCCAGAUCCGUAGCUCCUUGCACAGAUAUCUCAAGUGAAGUGUUUUGACAUGUGUAAAUAUUUAUAUGGUCCAACUGGGGUAUCAAAUGGUUUCUUACUUGGAUUAUUAACCAUCGAGUUUAGUUAGUGCAUCAAUUAUUGUUUUUGAAGUUGUCCUUGGGAAUAUCAAUCAUGCAAGUUAAUGUUGUCGGAUGUAGCCCUUGAUGAUUCCUUGUUUGUGUCAUAUGUACACCUUGUUCUUUAUUAAUCUUGAAUUUUUUAUCCUAGUUAUAUAUAAGCCAUGGAUUAAGGGGUUUGUUGUCCAUAGAAA
This is a messenger RNA of Daucus carota subsp. sativus, 1655 nucleotides long. Its product is annotated as mediator of RNA polymerase II transcription subunit 27. Bases 87 to 1316 code for a protein of 409 amino acids. NCBI's taxonomy places the organism in Eukaryota, Viridiplantae, Streptophyta, Magnoliopsida, Apiales, Apiaceae. Gene Ontology annotation, molecular function: transcription coactivator activity. The transcript has 7 exons. Gene Ontology annotation, biological process: regulation of transcription by RNA polymerase II. Gene Ontology annotation, cellular component: mediator complex. The record is from RefSeq and is a predicted model, not a curated record.